AUAAAGGGGAAACCAGAUAAAACAUUUUAUCAUUCAGUAUUUUCUAUAUUUCUGAACACACUUAAAAUGACUGGUCGCGGUAAAGGAGGCAAAGGACUCGGUAAAGGAGGCGCGAAACGCCAUCGCAAAGUUUUACGUGACAACAUUCAAGGCAUCACCAAGCCGGCCAUUCGUCGUCUUGCCCGCCGAGGUGGUGUCAAACGUAUUUCUGGUCUUAUCUACGAAGAGACCCGUGGUGUAUUGAAGGUAUUUCUUGAGAACGUUAUUCGUGACGCUGUUACGUACACCGAACACGCCAAGAGGAAGACCGUGACGGCCAUGGAUGUCGUAUACGCCUUGAAACGCCAGGGUCGCACUCUGUAUGGUUUCGGCGGUUAGGUUUCACAGACUUCCACUGCUUCUGAACUCAUCGGCCCUUUUCAGGGCCACCACUUAUUAAAGAAAAAAGGAUGUCCCUGCUUUUCGAAUGUUUACAGAAAAGUUAAAAUAAAAGAUAUGUGCAAGAGAAAUUAUCUUUCUCUUUCGCCGAAAAUGGUCGAAGCCACAUUGCUUGUGUACUGUAGCAAUCGAAUACAAUUUUCCAUUUCAA
This is a messenger RNA of Daphnia magna, 589 nucleotides long. RefSeq names its product histone H4. The transcript has a single exon. The record is from RefSeq and is a predicted model, not a curated record. Gene Ontology annotation, biological process: nucleosome assembly. Gene Ontology annotation, cellular component: nucleosome. Gene Ontology annotation, molecular function: structural constituent of chromatin; protein heterodimerization activity; DNA binding. NCBI's taxonomy places the organism in Eukaryota, Metazoa, Arthropoda, Branchiopoda, Diplostraca, Daphniidae. The coding region runs from base 67 to 378 and encodes 103 amino acids.